AUGGCUAACCGCAGGGCCAGUCGCAAUCCCUACUAUUUCUUCGUGCAGGAGAAGAUCCCCGAACUACGGCGGAGAGGCCUUCCUGUGGCUUGCGUCACUGAUGCCAUCCCCUAUUGUUCCAAUGACUGGGCGCUCCUGAGGGAGGAAGAAAAGAAGAAAUAUGCAGAAAUGGCUCGAAAGUGGAGGGCUGCCCAGGGGAAGAACUCUGGGCCUUCGGAGAAUCAGAAACCUGUUUCCACCCCACUGAGGAGUCCAGGCAUGCUUGUACCAAAGCAGAAUGUUUCACCCCUGGAUAUGUCAGGCUUGUCUCUAAAAAGUGAUCAAGCUCUCCUUGGAGGCAUUUUUUAUUUUUUGAACAUUUUUAGCCAUGGCGAGCUACCUCCUCACUGUGAACAGCGCUUCCUCCCUUGUGAAAUAGGCUGUGUUAAAUACUCUCUCCAAGAAGGUAUUAUGGCAGAUUUCCACAGCUUUAUAAAUCCUGGUGAAAUUCCACGAGGAUUUCGGUUUCAUUGUCAGGCUGCAAGUGAUUCUACUCACAAGAUUCCUAUUUCAAACUUUGAAUCUGGGCAUGACCAAGCAAUGGUGUUACAAAACCUUUAUAGAUUCAUUCAUCCAAAUCCAGGGAACUGGCCACCUGUCUACUGCAAGUCUGAUGAUAGAGCCAGAGUCAACUGGUGUUUGAAGCAUAUGGAGAAGUCAUCAGAAAUCAGGCAAGAUCUAGAACUUCUCACUGUAGAGGAUCUUGUAGUAGGGAUCUACCAGCAAAAAUUUCUCAAGGAGCCCUCUAAGACCUGGGUUCGGAGCUUCCUAGAUGUGGCCAUGUGGGAUUAUUCUAGCAACACAAGGUGCAAGUGGCAUGAAGAAAAUGAUAUUCUCCUCUGUGCUUUAGCUGUUUGCAAGAAAAUUGCCUACUGCAUCAGUAAUUCUCUGGCCACUCUCUUUGGAAUCCAGCUCACAGUGGCUCAUGUACCACUUCAAGAUUAUGAGGCCAGCAAUAGUGUGACACCCAAAAUGGUUGUAUUGGAUGCAGGGCGUUACCAGAAGCUAAGGGUUCAGAGUCCAGGAUUCUCUCAUUUCAGCUCUUCUAAUCAGGAACAGAGAUCAAACACUGGUGACUCCCCAUCUGGGGUGAAAAUUUCUGGCCAAAACAGCAGUGUUCAGGGAAGAGGGAUUACCCGCUUACCAGAGAGCAUCUCCAAUUCCUCCAGCAAUAUCCACGAAUUCUCCAACUGUGAGACUUCACUCUCACCUUACAUGUCCCAAAAAGAUGGAUACAAAUCUUUCUUUUCCUUAUCUUAA
Messenger RNA from Mesoplodon densirostris (Blainville's beaked whale), 1299 nucleotides. It is a transcript of the gene MAEL, whose product is annotated as maelstrom spermatogenic transposon silencer. The record is from RefSeq and is a predicted model, not a curated record. The transcript is spliced from 12 exons. NCBI's taxonomy places the organism in Eukaryota, Metazoa, Chordata, Mammalia, Artiodactyla, Ziphiidae. Bases 1 to 1299 code for a protein of 432 amino acids. Gene Ontology annotation, biological process: piRNA processing; male meiotic nuclear division; regulation of miRNA-mediated gene silencing. Gene Ontology annotation, molecular function: sequence-specific DNA binding. Gene Ontology annotation, cellular component: nucleus; P granule.